This is a messenger RNA of Adineta steineri, 366 nucleotides long. The record is from the annotation of a GenBank genome assembly. Lineage: Eukaryota; Metazoa; Rotifera; Eurotatoria; Adinetida; Adinetidae.
AUGAAAUUAAAACGAAUUUUAGGUCGUAUCAUUUCUAUUUUUGCUGUUGUUUCUAAUAUUAAUUAUGUAUCGAUAAAAAAACUUACUCAAUUAUUACAACGUGCACAUGUUGAAGCAGUUCGAGAUGAAGAAUUACAAAUUGAAAAUGAUGAUAAUGAAUUUGUUGGACGGAGAAUAAUUACGAAUGAAAAUGGUUUACGUUAUUUGAAAAGUUCAACAGAAUAUAUUCGAAAUAGUUUUAAAGAAUAUCAAAUUCGACUUUUUGGUGUUUUUAUUAUAGAUCGUUCGUUAGUUAUGAGAAUUUUACUUCUAGCUGUUUCUGUUGCUAUCUCGAAAAUUUUCAAAUUACUUCAAGAAAAAGUUUAA